ACAAUCCACCCUUUUCUCAUUUGUUAAUCAAACACCCCACCACCCACACAACCCACACAAGGUUUUUCUCUCCUCUCUUCCUUCUUCUUCGUCACUCCCAACCCACACUCCACACACAUCUCUCUCUGUGUGUGGAGCUGAUCGACGAUGUCAACCGAGUCCAAAGACAACUGGGUCGAAAUGGCCAUGGCCGACGACUCCCUCGUCGCCAACCUCCUCCUCAGUUUCAACCGAUCCGAAUCGCGCAACCUCACCGUUCAAUGGCCCAUCCGUCAUCGCCGUUCCCAGCGCAGGAAAUCCAAAUUCGCCAGGACCAGUCCUUCAACGCCGCUCUCAUUGACCGCCGCCGCCACCGCCUCCGAUGACUCCACCCCCCCUGCCAAACCGCUCGAUGACGCAGGAUCUAAGGCUGGUGAUCAAAGUGAAACUGCAUCUGCCAAAAGGACAAGAAAGAGAAGGACUCUGCCUGAACUACUUGAGAAGGAAAAGUUGCUGUUGAAAGAAAGUGCAGAUUUGGAAAAUCAACUGAAAUCCUUGACUUUCACUGUUGACAAGCACAGAUUCAGAAAUCAGAGAUUGAAGAGUAAAAUGAGAAUGAAGGUUUCGGUGUCGAGACAGAGCUCUAAUAUAGUUGCAACCUCUCUGGUGUCUGAGAAAGCUGUCCAUGACCCACCACAGCUUGUGAAGAAGGCUCAUCAAUCUGAACUGGUCUUGCCACAAAAACGGAAAGAUGAAGCUCUCACGGAGGAAUCACCUGUGAAGGGACUUCAAUGUGAAGGAGUCUCACCACAAACAAAGAAAGGUGGAGCUCCCCAAGACGAAGCACCUGUCUGUAAGAGAGUGAAGGUUGAUCUGGUGUCUAGACAGAGCUCUGAGAUAGCUGCAACCUCUCUGGUGUCUGAGAAAGCUAUUCUUGACCCACCGCAGCUUGCGGAGGUUCAUCAAUCUGGACUAGUCUUGCCCCAAAAACGCAAAGAUGAGGUUCUUAAGGAGGAGGCACUUGUGGAGGGACUUCAAUCUGAACGAGUCUUGCCACAAACAGGGAAAGGCGGAGCUCCCCAAGACAAAUUACCUGCCUGUAAGAGGAUGGAGGUUGAUCUGGUGCCUAGGCAGAGCUCUGAGAUAGCUGCAACCUCUCUGGUGUCUGAGAAAGCUAUUCUUGACCCGCCGCAGCUUGCGGAGGUUCAUCAAUCUGGACUAGUCUUGUCCCAAAAAAGCAAAGAUGAAGUUCUCAAGGAGGAGGCACUUGUGGAGGGACUUCAAUCUGAAGGAGUCUUACCACAAACAGGGAAAGGCGAAGCUCCCCAAGACAAAGCACCUGCCUGUAAGAGGAUGGAGGUUGAUCUGGUGCCUAGGCAGAGCUCUGAGAUAGCUGCAACCUCUCUGGUGUCUGAGAAAGCUAUUCUUGACCCGCCGCAGCUUGCGGAGGUUCAUCAAUCUGGACUAGUUUUGCCCCAAAAACGCAAAGAUGAAGUUCUCAAGGAGGAGGCACUUGUGAAGGGACUUCAAUCUGAAGGAGUCUUAACACAAACAGGGAUAGGCGGAGCUCCCCAAGACAAAGCACCUGCCUGUAAGAGGAUGGAGGUUGAUCUGGUGCCUAGGCAGAGCUCUGAGAUUGCUGCAACCUCUCUGGUGUCUGAGAAAGCUGUUCUUGACCCACCGCAGCUUGUGGAGGCACAGCAACCUGAACUAGUCUUUCCCCAAAAACGCAAAGAUGUUCUCAUGGAAAAGUGGCUGUUGGAAGGAAUUACAGAUUUGAAAAAUCAACUGGUAUCCUUGACUUCCACUGUUGACAAACACAGAGCCAGAAAUCAGAGCUUAAAGAGAAUGAAGGUUGAUGUGGAGUCUAGGCAUAGCUCUGAGCUAGCUGCAACCUCUCUGGUGUCCGAGAAAGCUGUUCUCAACCCACCGCAGCUUGUGGAAGCACAACAACCUGAAUUGGUCUGGCCAGUAGAAUGCAAAGAAAAAGUUCUCAAUGAUGAACCACUUGUGGAGGCGCAUCAAUCUGAACCAGUCUCGACACCAUCAGUCGAAGACAAGGUUCCGGACGGCGAAUCACUUGUCUCUGCUGCAAAUGCUUCUUCGGAGCAACAAGGGAAUGAGCAACCAGAAAAUGAGCAACCAGAUAAUGAGCAACCAGAUAAUGAGCAACCAGAGAAUGAUAACCGAGAACCUGUGUUCUUGCUGCCUGAUCUGAAUGAGGCUCUAAGGGAGGAGGAUUUGGACUUCGAUGAUGGUCUUACAUUAAGUUUAUAAGGAAUCAAUCUGACCUAGGUUGUGCUAAUCCUAAUGUAACUUGUAGGUAUCAUUCAAUUCCCUUCCCGGUCAAAAUCUGAUAUAGAUUCCUUUUUUAUUCAUGGUGGAGCUGAUGGUAGUGUUAUAGAUUCUUAUACCAUAUAGAUACAUUCUUUCUUUCAUGGUUUUGACAUUGCCUAAGAUUCUUCGGGGCCAUCCUCGACCCUCUCUCCUUGAUUAUAGAAAUUUUUACUGGUAAAUGUAAUUAAUUACAUAUACCAUAGUUACCAUAAUUAAAGAUUUUGGGAUUUUCUGGCAAA
Messenger RNA from Lotus japonicus, 2555 nucleotides. RefSeq lists its product as uncharacterized. NCBI's taxonomy places the organism in Eukaryota, Viridiplantae, Streptophyta, Magnoliopsida, Fabales, Fabaceae. The transcript has 11 exons. Bases 148 to 2256 code for a protein of 702 amino acids. The record is from RefSeq and is a predicted model, not a curated record.